Molecule: messenger RNA, 2599 nt
Organism: Pocillopora meandrina
Lineage: Eukaryota; Metazoa; Cnidaria; Anthozoa; Scleractinia; Pocilloporidae
Source: the annotation of a GenBank genome assembly
AUGCGUUUAUCUUCGAGGUAUUGCGCGGCUUUUGUUCUAGUUUUCCUAUGGACUACAAUAUACGCUAAAGACUUUGAGAACGAGUAUGAAAUUAUCGAUGGAAUUAGAAUAAAAAAAGAAUCGAUUGUAACGAUAAAAGAGCAAGACGACAAGAAACGUGAAAAGAACGGACGAUCAGACUUGGAUGAAGGCGAAGAAGUUUCAGAGGAAGACGAAGACGAUGAUUAUGACGAUGACGAGGAUGAUAGCGAUGAUGGGGGAGAAGGAGACUUAGAAACAGCCAAGCAUCUUCCAACAAAAUGUCAUGGUGAGUCUAAAUAAACGAAGCUGCCCAAAGGAAAUAAUGAAUGCUUGUUAUUGCGAGUGUAAUACUUUGUACUCUUUUCAAGUUUGUAGACUAUUGGCGGUUGAAGUUGAGAAUAAGCUUACAAAGAUUGCAAGGAUUAGAAAACCCCGGGAGACCAGGCCUCCGAUUUACUACAAAGAGUAAGAAAUAUUUCUUACUUAUGAUUGAAAUAACUCAUUGUUAGCUCAUUUGUUACAGUAUGUUAUUCGUGCAUCUUAAAGUAAGCAAAAAGGAUCCUCUCAGACAACAAGAAAAGGAUAUUUGGGAACGAAGAUCUCUCUCAUCGUAAUGCACCAUUUUUUUAACACCAGACAGCCUUCAUUUUUUAUUUCUCUUCCAUAACAGGGAACUAGUUAUGUUGAGGGUUACGGAGAACAUAUGUGACGCAAUGACGAAGUACAGCGUCAGAGCAAAGGUUCCUUUUAGAUAUAAACGGGGAGGUAAGUACCGUUCCAAACGUAAAACAACUGUAGUCAAAGGGGGAGAGGCUUAGGCAUGCAAUAUUGAGUUAUUGAUGUUGGCAAAAGGAGGAGUUUAAGUGUAAAUGCGGGCUUGUUUCAGCAAGCUGACGAACCUUGCACCAGUUUCUGUAGCAUGAGUCGUUUAGAAGUACCUAUAGUAAGUAAAUUCCUAAUUUAUAGGUGAAUGGUGCACUAGUUUAUCAAAGAUUACACUCUUGCAAUCCUUUUCAGUCAGUCGCUAUUCAUUUCAAUACUUUCUCUAUCAAUUUAAAGUUCAUUGAUCACAGCAAACGCGGAGGAAGUCAUAAAAAUAAUACUACAGAUAUAUAUCGUGUUGAAGACCAGUUUCUCGUGACUCACAAAAACUUUUAGUUAUCACGCAGCAAACGAUAAGAUUGCGCUUGCGGUCCACAGAUAAGCCGCUUAUGGGACGCGAACGGUGUAUAGGUUUUAAAAGCGCUACGUUGCGAAAUUCUAGUUCAAGUGUAGAGGAAUAUUUGACGAAGACCUCGUCAGAAAACACCAAAUAAAAUUAAAGUUUAAAGCAAAAGUAACAAGGGUAAGUAAUGAACACGGAAUGCUAAUGGUGAACUUGAGAGAUAAGGAUUCUUUUUUCAAGAUUGGUUGAACAUAAUGGUUAAAGAUAGCUUCUGGAGUAAAGAACAACAAAGGGUACAAACAAGGCUUUAAUACCUACAACAUUCAAAUCAUUUACAGUCUGAUAUACCGCUUGUGGAUUUUUUCGUUUUCAGUAAAAAGUAUAUUCCGCAAGCAAAUUGAAGAGGUCACAAAAGAUUCUCGAAUUCAAAAGUGGGUGUUUGCUACGCCAGAAGAGGACAUUGAUGAUCCAACAGGCGAAAUAAGACGGCUCAAGGAACAGGUACGCCAAAUUCAAAUUGUAAAAAAAAUUGAUUAAGUAAGUAAAAGUUUUCAUUUGUUAAAUUCACUAUAGGUAUAGCAUUUACGUUAACUUUGGUAACUUUCUUCUAUUAAGUUACUACCUAGAACUGAAUUACAUUAAGUGUAUGUGAAUAUGACAUAUUUCAGGGUUUAAAACAUUCUUCUAAUAUAAAUUUGAAUUUUUUUUUCUGCAGUUGGUGCUCUGUCGUAAUGACUGAUAUCGAGAGAGUAUCAGCUGAUAUUCUCUGCUGAUAUCAGUUGUUUUCUCAUUGUACUAUGUAAAUCGUGCUUUGUCUAUGUACACAUGAAUAUACGUUUUUUUCCUGUACAAAGUGUAAGCGACAUUGACAUACAGCUAUAGUCCCGACAUUCUGAUAAUCAAAACUAGUAGUGGUUAAUCUCUUAAAAUCUACCAGCUUACAAACUAGCUUUAGACAACACACACGCGACUACCGGUAUCGGUUGAGAGACCAACAGCGAAAGCAAACAAUUCUCAACCUUUUUUUCCAUUUUUCCUUUGAUAUAGUGCUACGAAAUGGUAAAGGAGACGCAAAAACUGCUCAUCCAUUGGUUUAUGAAGGCGCAAUCUCGUGACUUGACCAAAUGGCUCUGUGCCAAGAGAGUUUUAGUUGAUGACGACAAAGGUAUGUAUGUUUAUUUCCCUUAAAUAGUUGCGACGUAUAUUACCAUUUAUUUCGUUAACCACCGGCACAAGGCUACUUUCAUGCAAUUAACAUCUCAGUUACAGUCUUGAUAAAAUUUAUUGUCUUUUUCUUCCACAGGAUGCCUACAAGUUGAGAUGCCCAGGAGUAACCGAGUUGCAGCAUUGAGACAAAUGAAAGAAAAGAUCGCAGAAAACAAGACAACAAGUGCUUCGCAUGAAGAACUUUGA